UUGUUUAACUUCAAUUAACCUAUAUAAACCUCGGAAAUCUGAGCUGCAUACUUCAUUAUUUGUCCCGAAGUUCGAAGACAGCUGCUUGAUAUUUUCCAUAAAAUAAAAAGCAUGGCUAUCCAUCUUUCAUUAUAUCUUGUUCUUGCUGUCUUGGCAAAAAUCCACGGUGAGUUUGCAUUGUUCUUGUCAACUGUUUAAUGGAUCAACACUAUAUAAAAUGGCACAGUAGAGACCGUUUGCAAAAAAGAGCAACACAAAAUUACAUGAAAAAAUAAUCAGACGUUAGACAAAACUCACAAAAGCGAAAUUUUUGGGGCUUUCAAUAUUACGAAAGUAUGCAACUAUAUGGGUGUUGACUGUUAAAAAGGUCAAAAAAUACUUUAGAAAUAGAAUUACUCUGUUAUACAAACAAAAGCGAGAUUUAUAAAGUACGUAUUAUAAAACGUUAAAGAUGCGGUACAGUCCGUAUGUAAACAAAGACUUGUUUACAUAAUUACAUUUCGGUAUCCAAAAUGAUGAAUUUUAUUCGACAGCUAUUUAUAUUUUCAUGAUUUUAGAGUAUAAUAAAUUAUUGAACAGACAACAAUCAAGCUUUGCAAGAACAUAAAAUGAAAUGAAAACUUAAAUAAACUCUUUGUAAAUAAAAAAAGGGGGUCCUUUGUGCACAUGCACAGAUCGGACUGUACCGCAUUUUUAAUAGUUCACUUUUCGAACGUUGAGUUUAAUUCAGUAUUAAAAUUUACAUAUAUUUGACAUUUGAAUAUAUUCGAAAUACCAAAAGGAUAAAUUUUGAAACAAAAUAUGUUUUCAGUUUUAACCUUUAACAAUUGAAUCAUCUUGGCAGAAAAUGGCAGAUUUUUUGCAGUAUGUGUUAUGGUUGUUGGCUGCAAAGUGUUUUCAGUGCUAUUUGCAAAUGGACACUGAAUUUCCAAAGUGCUAUUAUGAUUUUAAUUUUGUACAUGCAUGUUUAUAAUACUGAAUGCUCCAUGGGUGUCUCUAAAGGCCUGUUCAUAUGAUCCCGCUUACCGGGACGUCUCGCUUACCGAUGAUCUCGCCGCCUAGCUAUUUUCCUAUAAAAUUUUGCAUUGUGUUCAUAUGAGAAAGCGAGCUGGCCCGCUUGCCGAGAUCUCGUUUGAAUUUGCCGAGAUCAUAGGUAGGCGGGAUGAAAAUUUUCCAUAUGAACACGCCAGCCCGCUUACCGGGAUGCAGUGAAACAAGUCUUGCCGGUUUAAUUUAACACUUUUUACUUGGUUUUAUGUUUGUUUUGUAAACAAGUACUAAAUAACCACCUGAAGCAAUACUUUUUCUUGUAAAUAAACGAAGAAAAACACUAAAAUCGCCAAGUAUUUGUGUUGCUUGACUGAAAUGUGGAAGUUUUUCAUACGCUAAUUAUGGAACUACAAUGUAAUUUCAUCUCGGCAAGCGGGACGAAAUACUCCAUAUGAACGCACAGAAAUAUUCGUCUCGGUAAGCGAGACGUCCCGGUAAGCGGGAUCAUAUGAACAGGCCCUAAUAGCGUUUGGUAUUUUUUCACGACCACCCUAACCCUAGAUUGACCAAGAGUAGAUUACACCUCAAAGUGCAGGGUCAGAGGGGAGGUGUGCUCCCCAAUAAUUUCCUCACCUAUGAGGAUUCUAUUUCUUUAUCAUUUUUUCUUUCUUGUAUAGGCAAUUACAAUCAACUUAAAAUCUGUAUCUGAGGCUCCGGAAACACAAAUAUAUCUGGGGGAGCAUGCCCCCAGACCCCCUUGUUUGAGCUCUCUCCCCCCCCCCCCCAAUAAGAAUUUGCUUCGGACAGCACUGAUACUUGAAUAGUAUUACUGAGGUUCUAAAUUUUCCUAUUCCUUAUAGAUGUAGAUUGCAUUGAAGUAGAAGGAGUGAACAAAUUAAACGACUACACUUGGUUUUCAGAAGGACAAAAUUUCACAGUGUCGUGCACAGCUAGUGGUGUAAAUAUCAGUUGCACAGCUUUCCAGUGGAUGUUUUUCAAAAGUUUUGAGCAAGCUUCUCAACUAACUCCAAAAAUGUUGAUACAAACUGAACCUAAUGGUAGGCAUGGUCAGACAUUUUUAUAAAAAGCUUCUGUAAUAGAACUAAAUUGCCACGCCCAAUGCAUUCAAUUGUCUCAUUUAACACUGAGUCAAUUCCCUCAAACAUUUCUUAGAAAUCCUUAAAAACUUAGAAUUUACCGAUGGAGAAUCCCUUCUGUGAAAACAUAGAAACUUUGAUAGUGUAAACCAGCUUAAUUCAUUUGAUGUUAAUGUGUUAUGAGAAAUGAAUAAAGUAUACUGAUUUUGUAAAAAAAAAAUGGGUCAAUAACCUUACCCAAUAGCUUGGUGUUUAAUUUGCAUGGAGAACAGUGGGAUUUUCAAAACAAUGAAAAGACAAUGGAAUAUUCUGAUCACUGGAUCAUGACUGGAUGGCAUGGAGAAUAGUGGGAUUUUCAAAACAAUGAAAAGACAAUGGAACAUUCUGAUCACUGGAUCAUGACUGGAUGCCAUGGAGAACAGUGGGAUUUUCAAAACAAUGAAAAGACAAUGGAACAUUCGGAUCACUGGAUCAUGACUGAAUGGCAUGGAGAACAGUGAGAUUUUCAAAACAAUGAAAAGACAAAGGAACAUUUCAAUCACUGCAUCUUGACUCAGCUGGUGGCAAAAAUGCUAUGCUAAUUAUGUUGUAAUAAUAAAACAUUGAUUGACUGUGUUUUAUUUCAGGCUCUGUGAUAUCAAGUACAGUAACAUUACUGAACUCAACAGAGUUUUCCAAUGACAUUUGGUAUAUAAGAUGUUCAUUGGUGAAUACCACCAAUUCCUGUAGUCCUAAGAUCAGCAGAGGAAAUAAAGAGACCACCUUAAUAUUGCCAUUUCAUAGUAAGUUCAAUGACUUGUGUUUGGUCUUUCAGUAAGCAUGGAUUAGAUUAAGAUUAGGUUUAAGAACAGGUUUAGGAAUUUAAGGUCAGGCUCAGAAUUAGGAUUUCAUUGAGGAUUAGGUUUUGGAUUAAGGUUAGGUUUAGGAUUAAAGUUGUGAUUAGGCUCAGGUUUAGCAUUUCAUUUAGGAUUAGGAUUAAGACAAGGUUUAGGAUUAAAGUUUGGAUUAUGGUUGGAAUUAGGAUUAGGUUUUGGAUUAUAGUCAGGUUUAGGAUUAAAGUUUGGCUUGGGUUUAGGAUUUCAUUUAGGAUUAGGAUUAAAACAAGGUUUAGGAUUAAAAUUUGGAUUAUGGUCAGAAUUAGGAUUUUAUUUAGGAUUAGGUUUUGGACUAAGGUCAGCUUUAGGAUUAAAGUUUGGAUUAGGCUCAGGUUUAGGAUUUCAUUUAGGAUUAAGUUUUCGACCAGGUUUAGGAUUAAAUUUUGGAUUAUGGUCAGAAUUAGGAUUUCAUUUAGGAUUAGGUUUUGGACUAAAGUCAGCUUUAGGUUUAAAGUUUGGAUUAGGCUCAUGUUUAGGAUUUCAUUUAGGAUUAAGUUUUCGACCAGGUUUAGGAUUAACCUUUGGAUUAUGGUCAGAAUUAGGUUUUGGAUAAUUCAGAUUUUUUAAAAUUUCUAUUUUCCAGGUGAAGAUAUGCCGAGGGUUAAAGUUGGUUCACACAACGUUUCUGUAGAUUACGGUCAAGACAUCAACCUAACUUGUACAGCAAGUGUUUUCAAAUAUCUGUUUGACCUCCAAAUUACUGUAGCAUGGUUGAAAGAUGGCCGUGCUUUAAAAAGAAUAAAAACAUCAAAUUCCCUGCAUGAUUUUCCUUUUACAUUAUCAUUGAGAAAGGUUUCUUCUGCUGGCCGUUAUCUGUGCUGGAUCAGUGUAGACAAUAAUCAUGACUCACAGAAGUUUGAGGAUAAUGGAACUGUGUUUUUGACAGGUAAAAUACCGGUAAUAUUCAUUGCGUGCUUCAUUACAGCUGAAAUUCCACUUUAAUUAAAUUUCUUUGUCGAAAUUGUUCGCUCAAAUUUUUCAGUUCACGCUAUUCUCAGGCUGUCCAAAAUUACUUGCGGCAGAAACCAAAUGGCAAAUAGACAACUUGCAUGUUAGACUAAUUUUUUAUUUAGACGAAAAAAAGUAAAUUCCCGUAAAUAACUUAUCAAAAAUCAGUAAAAUUGCAAAAUUUGGUUACGAAAUGUUGUAAAAUACGGAAAAUAUAGCCUUGCGAAGUUUGCAUAUUUUCAGUAUGAUUGUUUUGCGUGCGGAAAUUGUUAUCAUUUUUGAGCCGAAAAUGGUAACAAUUUCCGCACGUAAUACAAAUAUACUGAAAAUAUGCAAACUUCGCAAUGCUAUAUUUUUUGUAUUUUACAACAUUUCGCAACCAAAUUUUGCAAUUUUACUAAUUUCAUUAUGAGAAGUUGAUUCCUUUCUUUACUUAGAUUAAAAUUCAGUCUAACAUGCAAGUUGUCCAUUAGGUUACUGCAAAAUCAGCUUUGCGCUAACCUGGAUUUACCAAAACAAAAACUUGUCAGAAGAACUUAGAAUUUAUUAUUUUAUAUGUCCAAAUGAAUUGUAAAGUAACCCAAUUAGAUCACAGAAUGCGUAAAGAAAAUUUAAAUGAAACCAAAUUAGGUUACUACAUAACAAUUUUUUCGGUAACGCGCCGUUAACCCAGGUUUGGUUACCGCAAUUUUUGACAGCCUAGCUGAUUCUAGCCAAGCACCCCUUCGAUAAUUACCUCACAAAUACAUUGUUUUCAGCUUAGGACCAGCAGAGAAGCAGAACAUCCUUCUUCAACAUAUGCAUGAAAAAAAUUUUGGAUUUUGAUCAAUAAAUAUGGAAAUAAGCAUUAACACGAAAACGAGGCUCCAGGUCAUGGACUGGAGUCUCGUUUUCGUGUUAAAGCUUAUUUCCACAUUUAUUGAUCAAAGUAAAGAAUUCUUUUUCAUGCAUGUGUUGAAGAAGGAUGCUCUGUUUCUCUGCGCAUAGCCCAUGAGAAAAAAACUUGAAAUCCUUUCCAUUUACCAGUAAGGUGGUCCUAAGUUGAAAACAGUGUAGUUGUGACGUAAUUAUCGCGUAUUCGUCUGGAUAGUUCGUCUUGCACAGUUUGUCAAAGUUUGUCUUGCAACUGAUGAACGAUCCUGAUUUAUUAAUAAAGUCAUGACUUUGAUUUUCACAAACAGUGAAUACAAAACUGCUUGGGAGUGAAAAGAAGAUAUAUUAUCUGAAACCUGGACAAGCAUUCCAAGUUUUGUGUGAGAUUAAUGGCGAUCCUUUGUCUUUGGAGAUUAAAUGGCAGAUGAAAACAGCCGAAGGAAAUUAUUCUGAUAUUUCAGGUAUAAUUUUGAAGUAUUGAACUAACCUGUAUACACAAAUACAAGUAUCACUGGUCCUGGUAGUCAUGUGUUGAAACGCCACACUAUCAAAAACCUUUCGUAUGCAAUUUUCCUCCAUUAGAUCAGGACAUUACGAUCACGGAUGAAGGGAGAAUAUUAAACAUUGCAAGGUUUAAACAUGAUGGCGCCAGUUAUAUCUGUAGGGUCAUGCGCAAACAUGGUGAUGGCAUUCAUCAAGAAUCCAAGCUCAUUGCAAGAAGUGAGUAGAUAUAUAUGUGCCACACUGCCAGUUGAAUUUGGAACCGUAACGAAAUACAUACUGUUUCGCCAAGCAUAUCACUUUCCGCAUGAUCUGACCAUGCUCAGCAGUGAGUUCUGUAUAAUAUCAGAUCACUUUAAGGUAGCUCACAUUCAAGAACAUAUACUACCUCUGCAUGAUCUAACCAUGCUUAACUCAGCAGUGAGUUCUGUACAACUAUCAGAUCACUUAAGGUAGCUCACAUUCAAGAACAUAUACUACCUCUGCAUGGUCUAACCAUGCUUAACUCAGCAGUGAGUUCGGUACAACACCAGAUCACUGUAGGGUACGUAGCUCACAUUCAAGAACAUGUACUACCUCUGCAUGAUCUAACCAUGCUUAACUCAGCAGUGAGUUCUGUACAGCAUUAGAUCACCAUAGGGUAGCCCACAUUCAAGAACAUGUACUACCUCUACAUGAUCUAACCAUGCUUAACCCAGCAGUGAGUUCUGUACAACAUCAGAUCACUUUAAGGUAGCUCACAUUCAAGAACAUGUACUACCUCUGCAUGAUCUAACCAUCCUACUGUUAACCCAACUGACGCAAGAAAUUUUCAUUCUGCAGCUGAGCCCACCUUGACUGGUCCAAAACAAAAAGAAAUAAAGGUCGAACCUCAUGAUGACGUAACACUAACAUGUGACAUCGAUGUUUUACCAUUGAAUAUCACGUGGACAGUGCAUGGUACUAUGAUCCAAGGUGUGUAUUCUAAACUGAUCACGUUUUCAAAGAUAUGGAAGUAAUUUUUUAGUCUAAAAUAGAAUUGUUCAUAAUUUGUUUCUCUGUAGCUGAUAAUUCAAGGUAUAAGAUCUCUACAAAGGAUCGGAGAUUAUUGUUGAUUAAAGCUGUUGAUUUCCAAGACAGUCGUACGUUUAUUUGUUCUGCCAAGAAUGGAUUGAAUAUGAAAGGCGUUCAGCAAGAGAUUGUUGUGCAUGUGAAAGGUAAGGCUGUCAAAUUGUGUCACCACCAUCAUAUUGACUACCACCACCAUCUGAUCACCACCACCAUCACCAUAUUGACUACCACCACCAUCUGAUCAUCACCAUCAUCACCACCACCACCAUCAUCACCACCAUCAUCAUCAUCACCACCAUCAUCAUCAUCACCACCAUCUCACUACAUCACCACCACCAUCAUCACCACCACCAUCAUCAUCACCACCACCACCAUCAUCACCAUCUCACUACAUCACCAUCUCACUGCAUCACCACCUAAUGUCUAUUCCUUGUUCCUCAGACUCGAUGUCAGCACUGUGGCCAGCUAUUGGUAUUAUUAUUGUAGCAGUUUUGGUGGCGAUCAUUAUCGGAGUUUCAUGUUAUAUCAACAGAAAAAGAAGACAAGGUUUGUACGAAUAGUUUCUUUUAAAAACCCAGCAAUAAUGCGGCAGAUGAUGGUCAACCUGCAGUUAUCAGAGUGAGGAAAUAAUGUUAAUUUUUGUCGCCUAAUUCCAGAGAUGGAAAGGCGAGAAGCAAGAGAGUUGAAAGACACGAACGUCACUCCAAGUGGUAACUAUGGCGACCAAGAGGAUAGCAUGGUUGGCUUUGACAAUGAACCACGACGAUUACUAAAAGCGUGAUUGACGCGUGUUAAGUGCAUGAUUGACACAUGUUAAGUGCGUGAAUGAUGCGUGUUAAGUGCAUGAUUGGUGCAUGUUAAGAGCGUGAUUGACACAUGUUAAGUGCGUGAAUGAUGCGUGUUAAGUGCAUGAUUGGUGCAUGUUAAGUGCGUGAAUGAUGCGUGUUAAGUGUAUGAUUGGUGCAUGUUAAGAGCGUGAUUGACACGUGUUAAGUGCGUGAAUGAUGCGUGUUAAGUGCAUGAUUGGUGCAUGUUAAGAGAAUGAAUGACACAUGUUAUGAGCCCGAUUCAUAGUUACUAAGAACGUGACAUAGCAUGUCUUUAAAGAUGCGUUAUAGUUUAGAAUGGUUUUCCAUAUAUGUUUUUGCUGCCGAGCAGUUACGCCUCGCCAAAUUUAUCACAUUGGUGCAUGUUAAGACGUUUAUCAAUUGAAUAAUUAAAUAAUUACACUUUUUACCAUAUUUUGUACGAUUAAACGAUAGUUCAACUAGAGUUUGUAGGCAAUGUUUCGUGCUAGAGAAAACUGUGCAAUUAUUUUAAAUAUCUCUUAUCCUACUAUCAGUCUAAAGAAAGAGUUUCACUAAGCACCAUCGUGCAACAGAUGGUCGUCCAACGCAGGUAUCAGAGUGAAAAAAUAAUUAUUUUCAUUAUUUAUAGAGUAGCCCUGCACUUGGAGACAAAUAGAAAUGAAGGAUAUAGUUUCAUUUUCAUGCUCCCACAAAUGUCAAAACUUGACCACCAUCUGCUACCCUGUGACGCUUAGGCAAAAGAAAAAAAUACCUAGGUUUCCCGACCCUACCUAACUUUUGCCUACUGAAAUCACCGAUCCUAAGGCCAAAAAAAAAUAUGUGGGUUUCCAGUUUCUUAUAAAAACUUAGGUAGGGUAGGUCGGUUUUAACUUUUUUUUUUAAACUUUUUUUUUAAUUUUCCGAACAAGCGGACGCCAUUUUGUUUAGUCAGUGCUUCCACAUCCAAAGAUAAAUUUCCCUAAUAUUGCCUCAAAUUUCAAUUUUCCACAAACUUUUUCCUCUAAGUGGAAACACUUACAAGCAUGAUCCAAUAAAAAAGUUUAGGGUCGGGAUUUCGACGUCCAAAAGCUAGGUAGGGUCGGGAAACCGGAAACCCACAUAUAUUUUUUUUGGCAUAAUCUUUUUAUCUGAAGUUUGCUAAGAGUUUGGAGCAGUUUUUCCUACCCAGUUCGUGGCAUUAGUUUUGCACUAGCUGUAUAAAGUGCAACCUGUUUGUUCAAAGUUGCUAUAACAUUUAACAAAUGUUUGUGUCAUCUGUGCUGCCGUAAUUGACGUAGAAUAUCACUCUCAUGCAUGAACAUAUAUUAAAAAAAUCCUACCCUACCUAAGUUUUUGCAACAAGAAAUUGGAAACCCAGGUAUUUCUUUUUUGGCCUUACUGAAAUCUACCAAAAGCCGGCCCUAUAGUUUACACACUACAAACUAAACGACUUUUCUAGGAAAACAUUCAAUUCAAGUUUACACUGCACUGUCACACAUAAAAUUUCAUUCAUUAAAAUAUGAACCAUCGUGUAGACUUUUCGACCAUGCCUCACGUUUCCAAAACUACAUCCACGAUUCAGAGAUCUCUCUUUAUCACUCAUUGUUCAAGAUUUGUCAGGUUGAUGUACUUGGUUGCUCUGUCGUUUCUCUGAAAA
Molecule: messenger RNA, 8779 nt
Organism: Paramuricea clavata
Lineage: Eukaryota; Metazoa; Cnidaria; Anthozoa; Malacalcyonacea; Plexauridae
Source: the annotation of a GenBank genome assembly